GUUAUUGACGUAAUCACAUCCCUAGGACGCGUACGUAUGACUCCUAGCAACCUUUUCUUAUUUUGAAAUUGCAUCGAGACUGAGAAACAGUUCAGGUAUAUGAGCUGAUUAUGACUUUAGGCCGUAAUGAAGAUGUUGAUCCAUAUCUGCGAUCUCUGGCUACUGCUGUGGCGAGUAAAUCGGAACAUAUUGCUCCAGAAGUCAUAGUAAAGUUAAAAGAUAUCCUACAUAGAAAAUCUGUAGAGGGCAGCGAAGAACUUAGAACAUUUAAGCAAGAUCUGUACACAACUGAGAUACUUCAGUAUUGUUCAGAUGCCCUUACUUACAACUAUGACACUGUUCAAGGAGGGUAUGAAACAGCUGUGAAUAUCGCAGAAAUUGUCAGCACAUGCUGUGUUGGUCUUGAUGGCAUUAAAAAAAGAGAGAAAUUUCAUAAGCAGUUUCUUCCAUUAGCUGCAGACAAUUUAAGUUCUCUGGCAGUUUGCAUAAUGGACGCAGCAUUGGAGGCAAAGAAAUCAGCUAGUAUUAUUCAUUUUGGGAAAAUUAUGGACUCGAUUUUUUGGCUUUUAAAGGGACAUGGGCAAUUAAUUCAGCAUGUUCUUCAGUCGAAAUAUUAUGAGAAGAUUCAGCUCUGUGACAAUGAAGAAAUUGGCAAAAUUUCAUUAUUAUUUCUGCAACAUCUCAUUGAAUCAAAUAGUGAGUUUUUUAUUGAAAUAAGACAUGGAACCCUAAAUGCCAUUUUGGAUGACAUUGUGUACAAAUUGGGCUGCAGUUCCAGUUCUGUUACCUGCAGCAUGGCAAUAAAUACAUUGCUUUUAAUUGCAAGAAAAUCACACUCUGUUGCAGAGCUCAUAUCUGGCAAAUACGAAGGUCUCAAAGCCAUGUUGAAAAAUGAUUGGAAUGGCAAGGGGUUUGAUGCUGAGGUGGAGCAGCUUAGUGAUUUGCUAUACCCUGAAGUUCAACAUAAAGAAGCUUCUCUGCUAUUGGUUGAGCGGGAAACCAAGGCUGCAUAUGUGAUUCAAGCAACGUGGAGAGGCUUUCAGACAAGGAAAAGAAUGAAAACCCUCUCAAAGGCUGCCGUCACAUUUCAGAGAAAAUUUAGGGAAAUGAGGCAGCAACAGAAGUUGCAAUCUGAAAAGAAGAAGGCAGAGGAAGAUUUCUUAUUCCAGGUGCACCUCCGUAGGCAGAGGGCCCAGUGCCAAUUCAGACAACGACAGCUGUACCUGCUGGAGAUAGUCCCUGCAGACCAGAUGGACAGGUAUCUGUGUGAAGUGGAGCACAGAGCUGCUAUAAAUAUACAGAAGGUAUGGAGAGGAUACAGAGAGAGGAAGAACUUUCAGCAGCAGAAGCAAGCACUGAAGAAGUCCAAAGCAGCAGUCAUCAUACAGAGAGCGGCACUGGCUUUUCUGAAGCGGAGGAGGGCUAUGAGGCAGCAGCUCUCUCCGUGGAGGGGAACUAGGCAUUUGACUGACACUAUAAGAACAGACCUAACAAAAGAAGUCAAAGAAUACAUCACACUUCAUCCUUCUAAUCUGGUCUCAAUGGAGAGCUGCACGGAGCUUCAUCUGAAGACGCAGGAGCUCCUGCUGCAAAACCUGAUGAAGAAGGACAAGGACCAGAGAGCUGAGCAGCACAGACAAGCUCUUCUGGCUCAAAUUAACACAGACAUUGAGCUACUGAUGAGUGCUCCUCCUCUGAGAAACAGCUCAGGAUUAGAUGUAGAUGCCUACCUCAGCAGGUCUGCUCCAGUGGCCUCCUGGGCCAGGCAGUCGCACAGUACAGUGCUUCAGGUGUCUCGCAGUCCGUGGUGGAUGAAGUUUGGGGAAACAUUUUCAGAUCACGAAUUUUGAGAGCCGGAAGUAGAUGUUCAUAAUCAUAUAGGGCUUCCCUAUAGCAUUUUCUUCUUUUUGUUUGCAUUCUCAGAUACUGUAUUUCAUUUUUAGUUUAAUCUGUCUCCUUGGAGUUAAUCCUGGCUAACACAGGGAAGUGGAACACCCUGGAUAGACUGUCCUUUGAUUGCAGGGAAAAGGUUAAUGUGUUUUUUAUUUCAUUGGAUAUAAAUUUCUCUUAAUAUUUCAGAAAUACUGUAAGACAUAUUGUAAGUACCGUUUAUUUUAUUGGUAUCCUGUUGAUUGUUGACACAGAAGCUGAGAGACAACCUCUCAAUACAUGAGCACAUCUCUGACAUCUUGAUAAAUUAGUUUUUAAACUUUUUUGGGAAGCACAAAAUGUAAUUGCUAUGUGACAUUCUAUGUGAAAAAUGUCUCUGUCCAAUCACAAGAGAGGAAAACAACACUUGAUGGCAUGCUGUGUUCAAAUAAAGGCUAGUUCUUCCCAGA
Messenger RNA from Brienomyrus brachyistius, 2339 nucleotides. RefSeq names its product IQ motif containing B1 (gene iqcb1). Gene Ontology annotation, biological process: cilium assembly. The record is from RefSeq and is a predicted model, not a curated record. The transcript is spliced from 14 exons. Gene Ontology annotation, cellular component: cilium. NCBI's taxonomy places the organism in Eukaryota, Metazoa, Chordata, Actinopteri, Osteoglossiformes, Mormyridae. The coding region runs from base 111 to 1850 and encodes 579 amino acids. Gene Ontology annotation, molecular function: calmodulin binding.